Molecule: messenger RNA, 1739 nt
Organism: Cyphomyrmex costatus
Lineage: Eukaryota; Metazoa; Arthropoda; Insecta; Hymenoptera; Formicidae
Gene: MAPk-Ak2
Product: MAP kinase-activated protein kinase 2
Exons: 9
Coding region: 67-1407 (446 amino acids)
Biological process (GO): protein phosphorylation
Molecular function (GO): ATP binding; protein kinase activity
Source: RefSeq, a predicted model, not a curated record
UCCAUCUGGGAGAUCGUCCCCUGGGAGCCCUGUACCUCUACUUUUAUCAACGCGGGGCGGGCGGUGAUGCUUUUGUCUUCCCGACGGAUUCGGGACUUAGCUGUGCGAAAAUCGAGAGCUACAUCGAUGCCGAAGUCCGAGUGGAAAUUUUGGAGAAAGUCUAAGAGGGCUGUUCUCGAAGAGAACGAGCAAGAAAGAAAGCGCAAGUGUUCGAUACCGUCAGUCGUCGUGACGCAGGUCAUUAGGCAGGACUACGAUCAACCACCUGAACAGAAAAUCCCGGAAGUCGAGGACGCUAGAAGAAAGACGAUGGAGCAUCCACUGAACAAUCGGCUGUCGCCGAAGGUCACACCGAUCACCGACGAUUACGAGAUUAGCAAUCACGUCCUGGGUCUCGGGAUCAACGGAAAGGUCGUGCAAUGCUACGAUAGAAACACGAGGCAGAAAUACGCUCUUAAAGUCCUGCAUGAUUGCGCAAAAGCACGCCGAGAAGUCGAGCUUCAUUGGAGAGCAUCAAAUUGCAGGCAUAUAGUUCAAGUUAAGGAUGUAUAUGAAAAUUCCUAUAGCGGUAACAAAUGUCUGCUGGUAAUCAUGGAAUGUAUGGAAGGCGGAGAGCUAUUUCAAAGGAUACAAGAUAGGCAAGACGGCGCUUUUACCGAAAGAGAGGCUGCGCAAGUGAUGUACGAGAUCUGUGUCGCAGUGAAGCAUCUACACGACAUGAACAUCACUCACAGAGAUCUAAAACCUGAGAAUCUUUUAUAUUCCAAACCUGAUAUCACUGGAAUCCUGAAACUCACCGACUUUGGAUUUGCUAAAGAAACACAUUUAAAAGACACAUUACAGACACCAUGUUACACACCUUAUUAUGUCGCCCCGGAAGUUUUGGGACCAGAAAAAUAUGACAAGAGCUGUGAUAUUUGGUCAUUGGGAGUAAUUAUGUACAUAUUAUUGUGCGGUUUUCCACCAUUCUAUAGUAAUCAUGGUCUGGCAAUCUCGCCAGGAAUGAAAAAGAGAAUUCGAUUAGGACAAUAUGAUUUUCCCAGUCCGGAAUGGUCAAAUGUAAGCCAAGAAGCCAAGAACCUUAUUAAGGGUAUGCUGUGUAUAGAUCCAGCGGAAAGGUUACAGAUCGAUGCCGUGAUGCGUAACAACUGGAUUGCUAAAUAUAUGGAAGUACCCGCCACUCCCUUACACACUGGACGCGUUCUGCGCGAGGGGGAAGAAAUGUGGCCUGAAGUACAAGAGGAGAUGACGCGGUCGUUGGCGACAAUGCGCGUCGAUUACGACACGGCGUGUUUGAAACAGCUCGAUCACACGAAUAAUCCCUUGUUAAAUAAACGGAGGCGCGCGAAACAGUCCGCCAACGCGACAGUCCCUGCAACACCCGCUAGUCCCACGGCCGCCUCUUAGGAAGAGGAUACUAUCAGAAAUUGGUUCUGGACGAACGGAUAUUUUUCUGAGUCAGAUACAGUAUGAUCACAAUGAGAACCGUUUUCUAACUGCUGCAUUUCACGAAGCAAAUGGAAUUCCGAAUUAGAAUAGUUUGAGUGAAGGGCAUCUAUUAAGGACACAUAUAUAUCGCACGAUUUACACUAUCAGCUUUCAAUUAUUUAGAUGUAAGAUCAAUUUUAGAGCGGUAACAAUAAUGUAAUGAGGACAAUAUUGCCCCAACGAAUGCAAGUAAGUGAUAUUUUUUUAAUUGUCGAACGAUCAGUUUUUCUCAAAUUGCAAAAUUUUAAAAU